This is a messenger RNA of Trichoderma gamsii, 1197 nucleotides long. Its product is annotated as mannitol-1-phosphate 5-dehydrogenase. Gene Ontology annotation, molecular function: mannitol-1-phosphate 5-dehydrogenase activity. Lineage: Eukaryota; Fungi; Ascomycota; Sordariomycetes; Hypocreales; Hypocreaceae. The coding region runs from base 1 to 1197 and encodes 398 amino acids. The record is from RefSeq and is a predicted model, not a curated record. The transcript is spliced from 2 exons. Gene Ontology annotation, cellular component: cytosol. Gene Ontology annotation, biological process: mannitol catabolic process.
AUGGCCAAGAUGGGCAAAAAGGCAGUUCACUUUGGCGCUGGCAACAUCGGCCGCGGCUUUGUCGCCUGCUUCCUCCACAACUCCGGCUAUGAAGUCGUCUUCGCCGAUGUCAACGGCGACCUCAUCGACAAGAUCAACGCCACGCCCUCGUACAGAGUCAUCGAGGUCGGCGCCGAGGGCACCUCUGAAAACACAAUCACAAACUACCGCGCCAUCAACUCCCGGACCCACGAGGAGGAUCUGAUCGAGGAGAUCCGCACUGCCGACGUCGUCACCUGCUCUGUUGGCCCCAACAUCCUCAAGUUCAUCGCCCCCGUCAUUGCCAAGGGCAUCGACGCCCGCGCCGACGGCCCGGAGCAGAGUCCCCUGCAUGUCAUUGCCUGCGAGAACGCCAUCGGCGCCACAGACACACUCGCCGGCCACAUCAAGGACGCCCGAAACACCAACUCGGAGCGUCUGGAGUCUCACCACCUCCGUGCUCGCUAUGCCAACUCCGCCAUCGACCGCAUCGUGCCCGCCCAGGACCCCAACGCCGGCCUGGACGUGACGCUCGAGAAGUUCUUCGAGUGGGUGGUCGACAAGACGCCCUUUGAGGACGUCGGCGUCCCCUCCAUCGACGGCAUCAACUGGGUCGACAACCUGGAGCCCUUUAUCGAGCGCAAGCUCUACACCGUCAACACCGGCCACGCCACCGCCGCCUACCACGGCUACAACCGCCGCAAGCGCACCGUCUUCGACGCCCUGCAGGACAAGCAGAUCAUGGCCGAGGUGCGCGGCGCCCUGACCGAGACCAAGAACCUGCUCGUCGCCAAGCACGGCAUCGACGAGGACGCCCAGAUUGCCUACAUGAACAAGAUCAUCAAGCGCAUCGGCAACCCCCACCUGGAAGACGCCGUCGAGCGAGUCGGCCGUGCUCCCCUGCGAAAGCUGUCCCGCAAGGAGCGCUUCAUCGGCCCUGCCGCCGAGGCUGCCGAGAACAACAUGCCCAUCGACUAUCUCCUCGACGCCAUUGAGAUGACCUUCCGUUUCCAGGACGUCGAGGGCGACGACGAGUCCAAGGAGCUUUCGACCAUCAUGUCCGAGAACACCCCCGAGGACGUUGUCGCAAAGGUCUGCGGCAUCCAGGCCACAGAGAAGAUCUACCCCCGCCUGGUCGCAGUUGUCAAGCGCGUCCAGGACGACAGCCGCGAGGAUUGA